This is a messenger RNA of Lithohypha guttulata, 1098 nucleotides long. It is a transcript of the gene MAK32, whose product is annotated as Double-stranded RNA-containing particles stability. The record is from RefSeq and is a predicted model, not a curated record. NCBI's taxonomy places the organism in Eukaryota, Fungi, Ascomycota, Eurotiomycetes, Chaetothyriales, Trichomeriaceae. The transcript is spliced from 2 exons. Bases 1 to 1098 code for a protein of 365 amino acids.
AUGGCCACGAAACCAGCUUCCUUCGUCACGUUUGGCAUGUUCAUAGUCGACGAGAUCGAAUGGCUGCCACCAAGCACAAAGGAGCGAAAAACAAACCUCAUAGGCGGGGCUGGAACAUACGCUGUCCUUGGUGCUAAGUUGGCCUCUUCUCCUUGUCAAAUCAUCUCUAAGAACAUAUCCUGGAUUGUUGAUGUAGGCUCGGACUUCCCUUCAGUGAUCAGAAACAACAUCGACGAAUGGAACACAGACUGUAACUAUCGCGUCGACGACACAAGACUUACCACUCGCGCCUGGAAUGGCUAUGGAGAGAAUGAGCUCAGAUCAUUCAAAUACAUCACUCCCAAAAAGAGAUUGGAGGUUCAGGACUUGAGCUCGAGACAGCUGCUCAGCAAGUCUUUUCACAUGUCUAGCAGGGAGAAGAUCAACCUGCCAGCUCAAAUGCCUGUCAUCGUCUGGGAACCUAUCCCCGACCUUUGUUUGCCUGAUCAAUUGGCCACUCUGCAGUCUGCAAUGCAAGGGUGCACCAUCGUCAGCCCCAACCACGAGGAGCUCAAAACGUUCUUCAAUGCCGACGUAGCCAACAAUGAAGAACCGGCGCUCCUGGUCAAGCGACUAAUGGGUUGGAAGCAGACCCACGAGUCUCCCAGCACCUUGACCACCCCUAUAGUUCGGGAAGGAGCCAAUGGCAGCACAGCAUAUUUCCAUCACCGCCACACCGACACGAUAUCUAGUGUUCAUCUUCCAGCAUACCACACUUCGGAAAUGCAAAGCCUGGUCAUCGACCCAACAGGAGGCGGUAACACAUAUCUCGGAGCUCUAGCCAUCGCUAUGACGGACGCUUUGCAGAGUCAACCGACCUACGCACUGAUCAAGAAAAACAUCGGUACUGCCAGCACCGUUGCAACAGCGAUGAUCUACGCCACUGUUGCGGCAAGCUUCGUCAUCGAGCAGCACGGCGUGCCGAACCUCGAUCGAACAAAAGUAUUCACCGAGAUCUUCGAAUACUGGAACGGACAAUCGUUCAUCGAUCGACUCAAGGUUUAUCUUCAGCGGGAAUCAGAAGCUAUCAAACGACAGUUGAGCUUGAUUCCUGGUUGA